UAUCUUAUUGGUAUUGGACAGUAAUGGCGGCCCCCAUGGAGGCAGCAGCCGGCGUGAACCUGAGCAACCUGAGCAACAUGCUGCAGUUUAUGAAACUUAUCGGGCAACUCAAAAGAGUCCCACGGACCGGCUGGGUGUACAGGGAGGUGAAGAAACCAGAGAGCGUAUCAGACCACAUGUACCGCAUGGCCAUGAUGUCUCUGACCAUCACUGACCCCACAGUGGACAAGGACAGGUGUAUAAAGCUGGCUCUGGUUCACGACAUGGCAGAGUGCAUUGUGGGAGAUAUCGCUCCCUCAGACAACGUCAGUAAAGCAGAGAAACACAGGAGAGAAGAGGAAGCGAUGAGACAUCUGUCAGGUCUCCUGCCAGAGGGUCUCAAACAGGAGAUGUAUGGGCUGUGGGAGGAAUAUGAAUCUCAGAGCAGUGCAGAGGCCAGGCUGGUGAAACAGUUUGACCUCCUGGAGAUGAUCCUGCAGGCUCACGAGUACGAAGAGCUGGAGGGAGCGCCGGGAAGACUUCAGGAGUUCUUCGACUCCACCAACGGCCGUUUCCAGCACCCAGACGUGCUCCAGCUCGUCAGCUCUUUGAAUGAAGAGAGAGGCCGGCACAUGACUAAAACUGAUGCCACAAAGAACUCUGGGAACUCUGACUGUAACACAAACAACACAAACUCAUCUCUAGUGAACGGACAGAGAUAAUGGACACACAACUAUGUCACGUGACCAGAUUCGUGAGCGGAGGUGGGGAACUGUAUUUUGGGAAUUUUGUUUUACCUCAGUGUUCGAUCCAUGCUGUGCUGGAAUCUGUAUCAGCCAUUUUCUAUAAUAAAUCCAUUCUGAUUAUUACCAAUACAAAUACUACCAGAUAAUAUAGCAAUACAAUAUGAUUUCUGUUAUUGUACAGAGAGAAAUUACUUGAAAAUACCAACACUUUCCUUACAGGUUGACAUGUUAUUAAACGUAUAUUAUCUGCCAGAUAUUACAUAACAAUAUAACAUAUCAUAUAAAAGGAUUGUUCAUAAAGAGACAAUGUUACUCCACCAUCAGACUCUAGCAGCAGUGUUCCAAUAAAUAGUGUUCAUCUAUUUUCUGGUGCAGUCUAACUGUGCAGUACGCAGGAUGUGACAUGUUUAGUUAUUUUGGCCUUUUGCCUUUAUUGACAGGACGGUUAGUUUGAAAUUGGGAGAGAGAGAAGGGGUCGGAAUCGAACCCACGGCUGCUGCAGGACACACGCCUUUGUUUCCGCCUGUUAGCUCACCUCGAAAUUGGAGAGUGGUAACAGCGACAUAAUCAGGAAAUCACUGCAUUUCUGACUAUUAAGAAAACAGUGGUGUGAUUUGAACUUUAUUUUAAGUCAAUCACAUUUUUCACAUUAACAUAAAAAUGUUAUGUUUGCUUUGUUGUUUUUCUCAGUUUUUUCUGCAGCUUCAGUCACACGUGAUGUUUGGUUUAAGUGAUUUUUAUUUUCAGACAUAAAAACAGUUAUGUAUAACAGCCUGUAAUUAAAUGUAAGAAUACAACUGAAUAUGUUAAACACAAUGUUGUUAUAUGUCAAUGUCACAGUUUAUGUCUUUGGGAGUUUUAGUAAAAGCUUUUGUGAAACGAUCCGAGUACAAUUUGAUUUUAAGCCAUGGUUAACGUACAAAUAUAAAAUAUAAACUGGGUUUUAGUUCUUUGAAUAUUGACCUAAAGUUUCAUGGACGGACUGAAAUGAUCCAGGGCUUUUUAUCACUUUAACACAUGAAAGACAGUAUUUGUUAAAAAGAGACAUGAUCGUAUUUACUUUAUCUUUGGUGGUGUCAACCUUCUCAUAGUGAAGGUAGAAAUGAAACACUCUCUUUCAGCUUUAAACGGGUUAGUUGUGCUCAAACUCAGAUCUGAGCUGGUGUAAGUAACGGAGUGUGCUGGGUUUCAGGGUCACGUUACAGUGACAGGUUGUGUUACAGUCUGAUACUCAGUAUAUGUACAAUACAUGUAUAUCCUGUAUAUCCUGUGAAUCAGCAGCAGGUGACAAAAACAUUUUUCUUUUUUGAAUAUUCAGAUCAAAUACAGCUACACCGUUCUAUACUGACUCAAAGUUAAAAAGUUCUUUAUAGUUCUUAUUAUAUAUCCUCAGUCACAGCCGUCUUAGAGCAAAGAUGUUUGCAGAAAAUCCAGCAUCAGAUUUCAUUAUUUGGUGAUUUAUCAGAUUCUUUUUUUGUUACAGUCAUUAAAAACCAAAACUUCACGCCAUCAUUACAUUUAUUCAUAAACAAAAAGGUAGCAUGUGUCCAUAUUUCACUGCACGUGUGGCGUGUGCAGUGAAAUACAGUGUCUCAUUGCUUCUUGUAUAAACUAGUUUUUCUUGUAGUGUGAACGAACUGAGUAUAUAUCGUUGGUAUGAUCCAGCAUUAAAACGGGCUCCAGCAAACGUGUUUCUUACAUUCAACAAGUUGUUUGAAUGCAUUUU
Molecule: messenger RNA, 2451 nt
Organism: Hippoglossus stenolepis (Pacific halibut)
Lineage: Eukaryota; Metazoa; Chordata; Actinopteri; Pleuronectiformes; Pleuronectidae
Gene: hddc2
Product: HD domain containing 2
Exons: 6
Coding region: 24-701 (225 amino acids)
Cellular component (GO): cytoplasm
Molecular function (GO): 5'-deoxynucleotidase activity
Source: RefSeq, a predicted model, not a curated record